Molecule: messenger RNA, 11672 nt
Organism: Mus musculus (house mouse)
Lineage: Eukaryota; Metazoa; Chordata; Mammalia; Rodentia; Muridae
Product: predicted gene 14399
Exons: 4
Coding region: 153-1985 (610 amino acids)
Biological process (GO): regulation of DNA-templated transcription
Cellular component (GO): nucleus
Source: RefSeq, marked validated
ACCUGCCAGUCAGAAAAGGAGGCGGCUCUUCCAGGUCAAGCUUGCAAGCUCCUUUCUGUAACUCAGGGGUCAUGAGAGUUUCUGUGUGAUGUGUUCUGCGUGACUCUACUGGGUGUUGUGAGAGAAGGUUAGUCAAGCUCAGAACUCCAAACAUGGAUUUAGUCACCUAUGAUGAUGUGCAGGUGAACUUCACUCGGGAUGAGUGGGCUUUGCUGGAUCCUUCUCAGAAGAGUCUCUACAAAGGUGUGAUGCUAGAGACCUAUAGGAAUCUCACAGCUAUAGGUUACAUUUGGGAAGAACAUACAAUUGAAGACCAUUUUCAAACUUCUAGAAGUCAUGGAAGGCAUGAAAGAAGUUGUUCUGCAGAGCAACCCUCUGAGUUUAUUCAAUGUGGUAAAGCCUUUGCAUAUGAGAGUGGUAGACAAAGGCAUCAAAUUAAACAUAAUGGAGAGAAACACCAUGACUGUAACCAAUGUGGUAAGGACUUUAGAACAUGGAAUGUCCUGCAAAUACAUAAGCGAACACAUACAGGAGAGAAACCCUAUGACUGUAAACAAUGUGGUAAAGCCUUUGCAAGAAGCUGUCAUCUCCGAAUGCAUAAUCGAACACAUGCAGGAGAGAAACAGUAUGAAUGUAACCAAUGUGGUAAAGCUUUUAAAAGAAGGAGUGACCUCCAAAUACAUAAGCAAACACAUACAGGAGAGAAACCCUAUGAAUGUAACCAAUGUGGAAAAGCCUUUGCAAGAAGCUGUCAUCUCCGAAUACAUAAGCGAACACAUACAGGAGAGAAACCCUAUGAAUGUAAACAAUGUGGAAAAGCCUUUGUAAGCAGUGGUGACCUCCAAAAACAUAAACGAACACAUACAGGAGAGAAACCCUAUGAAUGUAAACAAUGUGGUAAAGCCUUUUCACAAAGCAGUCAUCUCCGAAUACAUAAGCGAACACAUACAGGAGAGAAACCCUAUGAAUGUAACCAAUGUGGAAAAGCCUUUGCAAGAAGUGGUGACCUCCAAAAACAUAAGCGAACACAUACAGGAGAGAAACCCUAUGAAUGUAAACAAUGUGGUAAAGCCUUUGCACAUAGCAGUCAUCUCCACAUACAUGAGCGAAGACAUACAGGAGACAAACCCUAUGAAUGUAAACAAUGUGGUAAAGCCUUUGCAGUAUUCUAUACUCUCCAAAUGCAUAAGCGAACACAUACAGGAGACAAACCCUAUGAAUGUAAACAAUGUGGUAAAGCCUUUACAGUAAUCUAUACUCUCCAAAUGCAUAAGCAAACACAUACAGGAGAGAAACCCUAUGAAUGUAAACAAUGUGGUAAAGCCUUUUCACAAAGCAGACAUCUCCGAAUACAUAAGCGAACACAUACAGAAGAGAAACCCUAUGAAUGUAACCAAUGUGGUAAAGCCUUUGCAAGAAGUGGUGACCAACAAGAACAUAAGCGAACACAUACAGGAGAGAAACCCUAUGAAUGUAACCAAUGUGGUAAAGCUUUUAUAAGAAGGAGAGUCCUCCAAAUACAUAAGCGAACACAUACAGGAGAGAAACCAUAUGAAUGUAAACAAUGUGGUAAAGCCUUUGCAGGAAGCAGUCAUCUCCGAAUACAUAAGCGAACACAUACAGGACAGAAACCCUACGAAUGUAACCAAUGUGGUAAAGCCUUUGCAAAAAGCAGUACUCUCCAAAUCCAUAACCGAACACAUACAGGAGAGAAACCCUAUGAAUGUUACCAAUGUGGUAAAGCUUUUAUAACAAGGAGAGUCCUCCAAAUACAUAAGCGAACACAUACCGGAGAGAAACCAUAUGAAUGUAAACAAUGUGGUAAAGCCUUCGCAAGCAGUAGUGACCUCCAAAAACAUAAACGGACACAUUCCGGAGAGAAACCCUAUGAAUGUAAACAAUGUGGUAAAGCUUUUGCACAAAGCAGUCAUCUCCGAAUACAUAAGCAAACACAUACAGGAGAGAGACCCUAUGAAUGUAACUAGUAUGGUAAAGCCUUUGCAGGAAGCAGUGGUCUCCAAUGCCAUAAAAGAUAAAUACAGGAGAGACACCAUAUGAAUGUAACCAAGGUGGUAAACCCUUUGAAGGAAGCAGUGGUCUUGAAUAUUAUAAUUGAACACACACAGCUGAAAAACCCAGGAAUGUAAGCAAUGUGGUAAAGCCUUUGCAGGAAGGAGUGACCUUUAAAGAGAAAAGACCAUACAGGAGAGAAACUCUAUAUAGGUAUCUGAUGUUAUAAAGCCUUUGCAGCAAGCAUUGAUCUCCAAGUACAUAAAUGAACAUAUACCAGAGAGGAACCUUUUAAACGUAACCAAUGUGGUAAAGCUUUUUCGAAAACCAAUAGUCUUUACACACAUAAAAGCACAUAUAGUUGAGAGAAAUGCUUUGAUUUUAACCAAUGUGGUUAAACUUUUUCAAAAAGCAGUCAUCAACAAAAUCAUGAAAGAGCACGUAUAGGAGAGAGAUUUUUGAAUGUUAGCAAUGGUGCUUUUAUAGCUUUUUCACAAAGCAGUGGCCUCCAAAUAUAUAAAGGAACACAUACAGGAGAGAAACCCUAUGAAUAUUGGCAAUGUUUUAAAGGACUUCUACAGCACAAUCAUCUUCAAAUCUGUAAGGAACAUGAGGUUUUGAGAAAUCCUCUGAAUAACACCAAUUAGGGAAAGCAAUUGUACAAAAGAGUCAUCUCCCAACACAAAAGUAUACACACUAGAUAGAAACCCUAUGAAUAUAGGCAAUGUGGUAAACAUUUUAUAAGUCACAGUAGUCUGUAAGAAAAGGAGACACAGUUGAGAAAAACACUAUGAAAUGAACAAGUGAACAGAGCCUUGUACAUUAAAAUCUUCAAAUACAUAAAAGAAGACAAAGAGGUGAGAAAUCCGAUGUCUACAAGCCAUGUGGUAUUGCUUUCACUUGUCAGUCAUAUUCAAAGACACAAAAGAAAACAAAAUGUAACAAAAGGCUGAGUGUGUUUAAUAUCGUGAAACUUUUUGAAUAUUUUAGAGUCUUCACAAUGAAACCAUUCAUACUGCAAAUAAAUUUAGGAAUAUGAUAUGGUGAAACCUUUUCAGAUUUCCCAAAUUUCAUCAUUAUGAAUGAGAAACCCAUAAAUGCAUUCAAUAUGGGGAAGCCUUUAAACAUUUCUAAUUCUUUUUUUUUUUUUUUAAAGAUUUAUUUAUUUAUUUAUUGUAAGUACACUGUAGCUGUCCUCAGACACUCCAGAAGAGGGAGUCAGAUCUCGUUACGGAUGGUUGUGAGCCACCAUGUGGUUGCUGGGAUUUGAACUCCUGACCUUCAGAAGAGCAGUUGGGUGCUCUUACCCACUGAGCCAUCUCACCAGCCCCAACAUUUCUAAUUCUUUAUCAUCAUGAAAAUAAUCAUACAAAGGAGAUCAAGGGGAUACAAGGCAUGAUUCUUAUUGUCUUGCUUGAGUUACAGUCCUGACAUCCUUUGGUGAAAAAUAUCAAUGCGGAAAUUGUGAGCUGGAUUAAACCCUUUCCUCCCCAACUGCUUCUUGGUCAUGAUGUUUAUGCAGGAAUAGAAACCCUGACUAAGACAAAUUGGUAUCAGGAGUGGGGUAUUCCUGUGACAACCUGACCAUGGUUUGGGAGGACUGUGGAAGGACUUUGGAACUUUGGGCUAGAAGAUUCAUUCUGUGUUAAGAAUGCUGUGGGAUGUUGUGUAGGAGCUUGGAAGAUAAUGUUGAGAACCGUGCAGAAGAUGGAGGCCUGGCUUGUGAAAUUUCAGAGGGAAAAUUAAAGCCUCUUUUCAGGGCCAUUGUUACUUUGUGAAGAUUCUGUGGUUCUGGUUAACUGGGGCUGAAGAAUCAGCUGUGAUUAACAAGAUAAUAGAAUUUCUAGAGUGAAAACUUUGCAUUACUGGGACUGUUGAUGCUGGUUAGCUGGAGCUAAGAAAUUAGCAGUGAUUAAGAAGAAACCAGCAUCAUUGAAGUGACAUCAUCUGUGAAGUGUUUUCUGAGAGCACAGAGGAAGUGUUCUAGAGAUAAUCAAGGUGGUACCUUGUGCUGUGGCUGGACUUGGUAGUGUGUAAGUCUUAACCUCGUGGUACUGGUUUUGAAGGCAUGAAGGGAUAAUGCAGAGCAGCUAAGGCCCAGCACUUUGAGAGGCCAUGGAAGGCAACUGGUGAAGGUGCAGACUCAGGUGAAAUUGAUGGCCCAGUACUGAAGAGAUCAUGCAGUGUUUUGGAGUUGACAGGUCCAUGAUUGACCACGAAGAACUGCAGCAGCAGUAAAGUACAUGCAUCUGGAGCCUAGAGGACAAGUUGUGUGCUACAAAGGACAGGGUUGGAAAAGUGACCCAAGCCCUUGGAUCUUUUGGAGUUGUCCAAAAGAUCGUGAGUUGGAUCCCAGACAUUGGACAGUUGGAGUUUCAUUUUUACUUUUGAUUGUGACUGUGCCCUGAUAUUUUUCCCUCUUGAAGGAAACAAGUAUUUUAGUGGAUUCCAUAGUAAAGAGACUUUUAAUUGUAAAAGGCUUUGGAUUUUAAAGGAUAUUGGAUAUUUUAAAAGCAUUGAACUUUUAAUAUGUAAAGUCUGUGGGGCUUUCAAAGUUGUGUAUAUCUUGGGCAUGAAUAAGAAACUAAGAGUUGAGCAUUACUAGUGAUGUGUUUGCGUGUCAAGUUGACAAGGUGUCAAUUAUACUGGCUAAUUUUGUGUCAACUUGACACAAGCUGAAGUUAUCACAGAGAAAGGAGCUUCAGUUGAGACAUGCCUCCAUGAGAUCCAGAUGUAAGACAUUUUCUCAAUUAGUGAUCAAGGGGAAAGGCCCCUUGUGGGUGGGACCAUCUCUCUGCACUGGUAGUCUUGGGUUCUCUAAGACAGCAGUCUGAGCAAGCCAGGUGAAGCAAGCUAGUAAAGAAACAUCCUUCUGUGGCCUCUGCAUCAGCUCCUGCUUCUUGACCUGCUUGAGUUCCAGUCCCGACUUCCUUGGUGAUGAACAGUAAGCAGUAUGAAAGUGUAAGCCAAAUAAACCCUUUCCUCCCCAACUUGCUUCUUGGUCAUGAUGUUUGUGUAGGAAUAGAAACCAUGAAUAAGACAAGGGGUAUAAGGUAUGGAUUGUAAAAAAAAGAUUAGACAAUAAAGAAAUGAAGAAAUAAAAUUAAUUUUUUUUUUUAAAAGGAGGAUCAGACAGAAACAUUCCUUCCAAAUUAUAGCUUUAUUUUCACACCAAUCAGGAUUUAGGGAUAGGGGCUUAUGUAGUUUACAGUGUCAACUGUUAUAUAAUAUGACUGUUAUAGCUUAACUAAUCAUAUGGAUUUGUUCUUUGGUGGUAAAGUACAGGUCUUAUGUUUUGAGGGGCACAAUGAAAAGCAGAAAACAUUGUUAGAGACAGUCAUUAUGUUUUAAAAAGAAAAUAUGAGUAAAGUGAGGUUGGAUCUCCACAAUACCUAAUCCUUGGAAACGAACUUAGUUUCACCAAAGGCAAUACUUAGGGCCUGGUGUUUGGAUUUGAUUUGUUUUUCUGCUAAUUCCCAAUUGUGUAUUGAUUCUUAUGCUACUCCUGUUAAAUUCUUCCCAAAUUUCAUGAUAAUCCUGUACUGGGACACUGAGAUUCCCUGCCCCAAGCUGAUUGUAAAUGGGUAACAAAAGUGCCAGCAGCCAAUGGCUAGGCAGGCAACAAAGGCAGGACUUUUGGAUUCAUGGCAAGGGAAACAAAGAGGAUCUCCAUGCCAGUAAAGGAUUUGGAUGCCAGCUUCAGAGCUGGGAAAGACACAAUACCAGCCACAUAAAAGCUAGGAAAGAGUGACCCCAGUGUUCCCUCCUCUGAUUGGUUCUGGAGAAGCAAAGAUGGCUCUAGAUUUAGGAAAUUAGGUGUAUCACAGGGGAACCAAUAGCAAUGUGGAUGUUUGGUAGUGUCCCAGCCAAUGAGCUGAUUUGGCAUAUUACAUAAUGCUGUUUGUCUUUCAUUUCAGACUCCAAAGUACUUGUAUGCUGAGCUAAGAACUUAAACAGGUGGCAUCCUAUAGUAGAGCAGAGUAACCAACUGAGUCUACAGAAGGCAUCACACCUACAGGAUGGAAUGCAAUAUUAAAAACUAAUUGGGGAUUCUCAAAUGAAAAACAAAUGCUAAGAUGUGAAAUUAAGGGAUGAGGAAAAUUGGUUUCUUAGUGGAUUCGCUUGUUUUGCUGAGCCAUUUGAGUCCUCACUAGCUGUGCAGGUUCACAACUAAAACAAAAGUUGAGCUAAAAUGGUAUGCAUAAUUCUUGGAUUUGUGGAAUGAGCUGGGACUCAGAAAAAUGUCCCAAGCUGAUCCAGACAUCCUUGUUGGUCUGGAUUUUCCAUGAGCCCUCUUCCACCAUGAGCCCUUCUAAAAGAUUUCUGUCUGCCUCAGAUAGUUUAAGCUUGGAGGUGCAGUACAAAGAGACAGGCUGCUCAGAAAGCAACAACAGAGGUAGAUGGUAGAGGCUGCCCAGAGCUAUAAUCAGAAAAAAAGAAUAGAGAGAAAUCGAUGAGAUUUGUUUUAACUUCUUUUAAGGAAAAAUGAGCAGGUGGUGAUUGUGUAAGAGUGUUUGAGGCAAUCUCUGUGAAGGGCCCUAAUGUCUGCAGAGGAUUCUCCACAUGGCUGGCACCCUAGCACACCCAGGUCCUUGAGAUCACUGGUAAGUGGAAUGCAAUAUAAGUUCCAAAAAAUACAGAGGGUCUUGUAAUAGUAGGAACAGGGACAAAGGACAGCAGCGUGACCAGCGACUGAGGUUAACUUCUGGUUGGAGCCACCCUCUCCCACCCCCAUGCAAUCUUUGGCCAGAUCUCAGCAGAGGGCCCAAAGGUCCCCAGAGGACUCUUCAUGCUGAAGGCCCCCUAGCACACCCUGGUCCUUGAGAUCACUGGUGAGUGGAAUGCAACAUCACUUCCAAAAAAUCCAGAGGGUCUUGUGCUAGCAGCAACAGGGUCAAAGGACAAAGGCAGGCCCAAGCACAUCCAGAAUCUUGGGAACACUGAGAACUGGUUAUGCAGGAGAGUAAGUGGGCAGCAGAAGCAACAAAGCUUCUUGAACAAGGUCCCUACAGGCCUUCAUCCUCAGCCAGAAGACAGACCUAACACCCAGAACCCUAGACACUUUCCCUGCGAGAGGGGAGUCGGCCUCCAGGGAGGGCUCUGACCCCAGGAAUCAGGAGGUGGAUCUGAACUCCAGACUUCUGUGCACCUUCUCUGUUGGCACUUUCUCUUUAUGUUACCUAGGUCACAUUAUAUUUAGUGGAUAGGAUUAAAGACAAUUAAGACUGUAGUAAGAUUAAGGGAGAGUUUCCCUUAGAAUUUAAGACAUAUUUCAAACAACCAGAAUGGAGAUUUUUAAAUUAUGUUUAUUCUUUAAUUAUACUCCAGUCAUUAUCACCCCCCCAUUCCAACCACUUACAGUUUCUCAUCCCAUAUCCCGACCCCUCUGUACAUCUCCAUGAGGGUGUCCUCACACCCACAACCAUUCAACAACAUCCUGCCAGGCUUCCCCAAUCCCUGGGACUUCAAGUCUCUCGAGGAUUAGGUGUGUCUUCCCUCCCUGAGUCCGGGCCAGGCAGUCCUCCUCUGUAUAUAUGUUAGGGACCUUGGACCAACAAGUGUAUGCUGCCUGGUUGCUGGCUCAGAGUCUGAGAGAUUUCCAAGGUCAAGGUUUCUUGAGACUGUUGGUCUUCUUGUUGGGUUGUAAGACUCCCGGGAGCCUUAGCUUACUGGGGACCUGUGAGUGAACCAUGUGGGGCUGGAAUCAAUGGAAAAAGCAAGAGGAAUUUAUUGUUCCACUAAACUGGGGUCAUCCCAGACCCUAAGGAGAGGUGGUGACCUGCGUGCCUGUUCGGCGAGCUUUUAUAUGGUUGUCAGGGGCAAAAUAGAGCAUCAACCUGGCAGUGGUGGCAUACAUCUUACAUUUAAAAGCUCAUAGUGGAUUGCCCAGACCCCUUAAUGAGGGCAAUGCUGCAGCAGGUUUGCAUAUCAGGCAGAGUAUAGGCAUUACACAGGAAUAGUUCAGCCUAACACUCUCAUUCUUUACAUCAUUAAAAAGCAAUAGGUUGAGACAACAAUUUGGUAUUUCUUGAGAAUGUGCAUGUCAAAUUGUAAAGACUUUCAUCAGUGUCCUCAAUUUCUUCCUGUAUCACACAAAGGUGUUAAUCCUCUAGGAGUUAAUCCUCUAGGACUGGUACCUACUCAGUUAUGGCAAGUAGACGUUACUUAUAUAUCUGAAUUUUUAAAAUGUUAAACAAUGUACAUAUGUGCUACAUCCAAUCCAGUAGUGAGAAGCGUGACAGGCCCCGAAAACCUGUGUGCUGUCCUGAGGCGAGAAGUUCACGGAAACUUAGUCUCCUGGAAUCUUGCAAUCACGUAUAAAGAAUGCUCCAAUGUCCUUGCUUUAGUUGGUAAACGGAUCUUGGGCGUUCCCUUAAUGUUGCUUUAUUAUAAGUCCUCCUAAGGGGGCUGGAGAGAUGGCUCAGUGGUUAAGAGCAUUGACUGCUGUUCUGAAGGUCCUGAGUUCAAAGCCCAGCAACCACAUUGUAGCUCACAACCACCCAUUAUGACAUCUGAUGCCCUCUUCUGGUGUAUCUGAAGACAGCUAUAGUGGACUUAAACAUAAUAAAUAAACAAAUCUUUAAAUCACAUAAUUAUAAAAAAAAUAAGUGCUCCUAAGUAUUGAUUUUUUUUUUUUUACAUAGAGCUAAGUUAGAUUCUAGGCAGUCGUUGAUCUGACCCUGGGCAUGGAUAGCUAUGUCAUUGCCCUAUGUAGGAAUUUACCAUUAUCUAGGAAGAGGGAAGUUAGUGACCUAAGGAGGAACCAGAGUAGAUACUUAGAACUAUAGAUAGCUGAGUUACACCCAUAUACAAGUGUUUACAAUGGCCUAGGGGGAACAGGAACCCAGACCCCUUAAUGAGGGCAAUGCCACAGCAGGUUUGCAUAUCAGGCAGAGUAUAGGCAUUACACAGGAAUAGUUCCGCCACACACUCUCAUUCUUUUUGUUUGUUUUUUUUUUUCAUUUUUAAAAUUCUAUUUAUUUAUUUAUUUGUUUGUUUAUUGUAUGUAAGUACACUGUAGCUGUCUUCAGACACUCCAGAAGAGGGCAUCAGAUCUCAGUACAGAUGGUUGUGAGCCACCAUGUGGAUGCUGGGAUUUGAACUCAGGACCUUCGGAAGACCAGUCAGUGCUCUUUUUUUAAAAUAUUUUUUAUUAGGUAUUUUCCUCAUUUACAUUUCCAAUGCUAUCCCAAAAGUCCCCCAUUCCCUCCCCCUACUCCCCUACCGACCCACUCCCACUUUUUGGCCAUGGUGUUCCCCUGUACUGGGGCAUAUAAAAUUUGCAUGACCAAUGGGCCUCUCUUUCCAGUGAUGGCCGACUAGGCCAUCUUUUGAUACAUAUGCAUCUAGAGACAAGAGCUCCGGGGUACUGGUUCAUUCAUAUUGUUGUUCCACCUAUAGGGUUGCAGUUCCCUUUAGCUCCUUGGGUGCUUUCUCUAGCUGCUCCAUUGGGGGCCCUGUGAUCCAUCCAGUAGCUGACUGUGAGCAUCCACUUUUGUGUGUGCUAGGCCCCGGCAUAGUCAGAUGCACUAAAAGAAACACUCUCAUUUUUUACAUCAUUAAAAUAUUAAUAGGUUGAGACAACAAUUUGGUAUUUCUAGAAAAUGUGCAUGUCAAUUUAUAAAAACUUGUCUUCAGUGUCCUCAAUUUCUUCCUGUACUACAUAAUGGUGUUAAUCCUUGAGAACAUAUACCUAAUCAAGUAUGGCAAAUGGAUGUUACUUAUAUAUCUGAAUUUAAGAAAUGUUAAACAAUGUACAUAUGAGUAUUGAUAUCUUCUCAUGCUUUCUAUUUGCAACUGCUUUAACAGGAUAAGCAACUAAAUAAGGAACUAGUCAUUGCCUACAUUGUUUUUCUAUUCUUGAUGUUCAAAAUGACAGGAAGACAUAAAGUUACUGGCCAUUACAGUCAGGCAUUUGUGAUGUUUUGUUAACAAUUUAAUACUUGUCAUAUUACUGGGAUUCCUUAUUAUUCUCAAAGACUAGGUAUUGUGGAGCACACCCAUGGAACUUGAAAACAAUUCUCAAUUUAGCACAAUCUUCAAUCAUCUGGUAGGAAAGUCUCAAGGAGGCAUCAUCUGAAUCAGGUUAGCCUUUCACAAUAGCUGUGGGAUACUGUCAUUGUUAUAUUAAUUAAGAUGAAGAGACUUAGCAUGGUAAGUUGCUCCAUUUCCUAAGCAGGGACCCUGGUUGUAAAAGAAUGGAGAAAGUGAACUGUGCACUAGCAAAAAUGCUCUGAGACUCCUGCUCUUGACUGUCGAUAGGUAUGCACUCUUGUUGCAGGCUCUUGACAUUGCAACAUUUUACCACCAUGGACCAUACUACGGAACUAUGAGCUAAAAUGACCCUUUCUUUCCCAUUUGCUUUUCCUAGGGUAUUUUAUUGUAAGAAUAGCAUUGAGAUGUACCAAUAAAUUUAAACAUUUUGUUUCUCUUUUGAGGAUUUUAAAAAAUGAAACAUAAAGUAUAUAUGGCAUGAAAGGCAUUGUUCAAAGAAUGCCAAGUGCACACAUCUCACUAGUCUAUCUCUUCAUGGACAGCCUCCCUCAGUCUCACUCUCUGUCAGGCAUCAUUCAUUUCUCCAGCCAGGAAACAGCAGAUUCCUACUAUGCUAUCCCUGGCUUGACCUACAGCUGUAUAUUACCUCCAAUCUGAAACUAACUCAGAAGGAGGUUAUGGGACUCACAGUGUUCCCAAUGGGGUUGUAUAAGCAAGAACCAGUUCAUGAGGGAGAGAUGACUCCCUGGUAGCACUGCCUGCAAGCAGUAUAGCAAACUUCAGGGAUUCAGCUCCUUCAAGGCAUCACCCAUGUUGGGUUGCUUUGUUAGUGACUCAGCUAGCUGACUAUAUCAACCAUAAUCCGAAAAGCUCAAUAAUAAUUUCUCUCCCAUUCACUGGGCUUGAAAUCACUUCAGAGACAAAGUUUUGGUUGUUUUGGGGAGUUUGAGAGAAGCAAAAAAAAAAAAAAAAAAAAAAGGAUCAAAGCCACCCAGAAUGAAAUGACUCCAAAUGUUGGCCCAGCUAAGGUGGAAAAUCAUGGGCCAAGAUAAACCUUUCCUUCCCAUAAUCCUAAAAUAUUUUUGUUGGGUAUUUAUUUGCAGCAACAAGAAAACCCACUGAUGCUCCAAAACAAUACUUGGGUGGAGCCAUGUUCUAUCUCUCAACAUGCUCUAUCUGGAAGGAAAGGAAGUUCCUUCACAUCUCCCCAGGAUACAUUUAACAACAAACACCCCAUUAAGAACUUGCUGUAAUCAUUGUCCAGGGUCAGUGCCUUGGGUAGUUGACACAUGAGAAGCUCCUGUGACAUCUUGUGAACUGUCACUGCCAUGGAGCCAGGAACCCACCUCAGUGUUGGGACAUCAUUGCUGGUGCUAAUGUACAGACUUCAAGAAUGUGCCUGUCUAAGAUGAAAAGUGGAUGGAGGAAGGACAAGGGCAAAAGUGACAGAGUUUGUUCAAAGAAAAACAAAGCAGGGGCUUCUCAAAAAGCUAGCUUGCCAUUCCCCCAUCACCCUCAACUCUCCCAUUCCCUGAGAAUCCCACAAGUCAGGAAGGUUUCGGUGGCCCUCUUGUGGCGACCUCAAAUAUUGCUCAAUGUUUUUUGGUUGCAUCAUGCAAGUGGUACCAGCUAGAAACAAGGUGUGAAAUAAAACUAUUUUAAAGGUU